This is a messenger RNA of Candidula unifasciata, 1266 nucleotides long. Lineage: Eukaryota; Metazoa; Mollusca; Gastropoda; Stylommatophora; Geomitridae. The record is from the annotation of a GenBank genome assembly.
AUGAGACCCCCCCCUACCACACACACACACAUACUACACUGCCGAAAGAUCUGUGUUGGGUGGGGAUGCCAGCACACAGAUUACUUCGGCAACAUCUCGGAGACGAUCGAGAACCUUCUCAACGGCUACGACAUUCGUCUUCGACCCAGCUUUGGGGGCGAUCCCUUGAAGAUUGGGAUCGAGGUAAUCCUAGCAAGUUUUGACAGUAUCUCAGAGGUCAACAUGGACUACACCAUCACCAUGUAUUUGAACCAGUACUGGCGCGACGAGAGGCUGCAGUUUGUCCACCCGGGCACUCCCAACUUCUUGGGAACCUUCGCAGUGUCAGCCAUGACACUCACGGGAGCCUUCGCCGAAAAGAUCUGGGUCCCUGACACCUUCCUGGCCAACGACAAGAACUCCUUUCUCCAUGACAUCACCGAGAAGAACAAGAUGGUCCGCCUCUAUGGCAACGGAUCUCUGGUUUACGGCAUGAGACAUGUUUGUACGGGCUCAACGACAGGGAACAGUCACGGGGGUUUUGGGAUUGUCCCUGCCACUUUUUCUCCAUUUUCCAACUACGAGAUUAUUAACAAGGUGGAGGGACUUCUCACAGGUAACUACCAGAGACUGUCCUUGGUGUUUCAGCUACAAAGAAACAUCGGCUAUUUCAUCUUUCAGACCUACCUGCCAUCCAUCCUUAUUGUCAUGCUGUCCUGGGUGUCGUUCUGGAUUAACCAUGAGGCGACAUCGGCAAGAGUUGCUCUUGGUAUCACAACUGUUCUGACGAUGACAACAAUCAGCAACGGAGUCAGAUCCUCUCUGCCGCGCAUCUCCUAUGUCAAGGCCAUCGACAUCUAUCUGGUCAUGUGUUUCGUCUUCGUGUUUGCCGCACUGCUGGAGUACGCGGCCGUAAACUACACAUACUGGGGCGCUCGCGCUAAACGGAAAGCCAAGAGACUGCGCGAAAGAGCGGCCAGUGUUCGCAAGCGACCAGAUGACGGGGAGCCAUUGUAUCCUGAUUAUAUUUCACCCCACAGGUCCCAGGAUUCGAACUUACCCCAAGUAUACAUGUCAAGCACCAGCGUCCGACGCAGAAGUGUGUCCCACAUACCAUCGCGCAGGCGCAGACUUCUGUCUCAGUUCCGGCAGAAAGCCAAGUCCAUCAAAGUCAAGAUCCCCAGAGUUCAGGACGUGAACACGAUAGACAAAUAUGCGCGAUUGAUGUUUCCUCUUCUUUUUGUUGUCUUCAACGCCAGCUAUUGGGCGGUCUAUUUGUUGACGUGA